Messenger RNA from Babesia bigemina, 612 nucleotides. RefSeq lists its product as hypothetical. The record is from RefSeq and is a predicted model, not a curated record. Bases 1 to 612 code for a protein of 203 amino acids. Lineage: Eukaryota; Apicomplexa; Aconoidasida; Piroplasmida; Babesiidae. The transcript has a single exon.
AUGAUACAAUGGCCACUCUUAGAACGCGUCCCAGUAUUUGAUUUUUUGAAGGUCUUAACUGCAAGUACGUCUUGUGAUAGGUUGUUCAACGGUCGCAACUCUGGUUUUACCAUAUACUCUUGCUUGUGUUCCAGCAUAGACGAGGGGGGAAACAGCAUACCGCUGCUCACCGUGGCACUUCAGGUUAUGGCAAACCUUUUUCACCUAACUGUGCCUAGAACGAUAUUACUGAAUCACAUCGACACCACUCUAAGAGCAAUUUAUCAUGGGAGCAAGUAUCGAAUCAAGAUGGUACAGCAAGCGCAUUCCGCAUGUAUACAAAAUCUCAUUAUCGCAUCCGGAGAACGCCUACGCAAGUGGUCACAAAAAAUAGUUGGAUUUGUGCAUUGCGCGAUGUCGGCAUUGUGCGGUUUAGGCACAGAUGAAUCAUGGGUUGGAGGGGUAACACUUCGUUAUUGCUGUUCCUUGGAGACACUCAUCUCCCUUGACGUAACAGCGGUUGGGUAUGUAAGAGAGUCGGGGGUUCUAAAAUGUAUUCGUGAUGCAGUUCCUCCCCUUGUAAACCACUCUGUGGAUGUUGCGCUUGCGCGCCUGAGCCAAGUGGUGAAUUAA